AAAAAAUAUAUGGUCUUUUUUCUGCAACAUCAAGGUAUAUAUUGAUGCUUACAUAGGUCUGGUGAUAAUGUUCCCCUUUAAGUAUAUAUACUGUAUUUACAUCGUGUGUAUACAAUGUUGAUAGAGAGCUUUGAAGGCAACAUAGGAGACUCCCAUUAGCUGUUUUUUUAUCUUUAGAAUCCUAACCAAAAAAAAAAGUUAAAGUUAUUGUCAUUUUUGGUGAUUUAACCCCCAAUUCCAACCCUUGAUGCUGAGUGCCAAGCAGGGAGGUAAUGGGUCCCAUUUUUAUAGUCUUUGGUAUGACUCGGCCAGGGUUUGAAGACGUGUGUUCUUGUCUCUCAUAACGAUUUUGAAUGAUAAGCAAAAUUAAAAAAAAGAAAAAAAAGUGCAGUCCCCCUUUAAAAGACUAGAUAGGACGGCUCUAGUCUGACGGGAUGGUGCGGAAUCCAAAGUAUUUAUCCUCUAAGGUAGGAGCCCCAACAAGAAUUGUUUCACUUUUUGUUAAGAUCUUUAUUCCUAUCUCGUCUUUGAGCGUAUAAUUUAGGUCACUUUAAACAAAGCAUGAUAUCUCAAACGGUAAGAAAGAAUGUAUCAUUAUGUCCGAAAUGACUAUAACAAGCAUGAAGUGAUGAGAGGCAAAACUUCUUCUAACAGUUAAUUUUUUUCUUCAACCAGGAUGCUAGUAUUUUGGUCCAAUGUGCACUUUGUACCAAACAGUUUACGAGGUAAUUGGGAACCUACGAGUUCAUCCAAGAGCUGCAAAGAGGAUUAGAAUGGCUGCUUAGCUUAGUUACCUCCAGUGAGGAUGAGGACGAAGGAGGGCAGCUGCACCAUCUGUCUGCCAAGUGGUCACUUCUCUGCCGCGCUCAAUGGAGACCAGUCUGGAGCUGGACGUCUUGAUUUACCCCAAUGAGGUGAGGAUCGCAACCCCCGAGGACCUCCGAGAAUGGGAGCUGGAAACCGCCAGUCAGGUGUCCGAAGCUGCCUACCCUCGACUCUUUGUGGCGCUCUACCCUUACAACCCUGCGGCCAUGUCGCCCAAUCCUGACACUGCGGCCGAGGAGUUGCCCUUUGUGCCCGGACAGAUCAUCAAGGUGUUCGGGGACAAAGACUGCGACGGCUUCUACCACGGAGAAUCGGGCGGCCUCUCGGGCUACGUGCCGAGUAACAUGGUGGCCGAAGUCCCAGUGGAUGACGACUAUCUCAAGCAUCUGCUCAUGCAGCAGGGCUUCAUCCCUGUGGACCAAACAGGAAUGUCUUUGAGUCCUGAUGUGAGCGAGGUGUCCAGUGUUCCUGAAGGUACGGUAGUACGCAGAAUGGUGGCCAUAUUUGACUACGACCCCUGGGAAAGUUCUCCUAAUGUUGAUAGUGAAAAUGAACUGGGCUUUUGUUCGGGUGACAUCAUUUAUGUUUUAGGAGACAUGGAUCCAGACGGAUUCUACUACGGUGACCUUAAAGGAAGACAUGGCUUGGUGCCGUCCAACUUCCUGCAGCCUUUACCGUGGGAUUAAAAUAUUAGCUUGUUUGCUAAUGAAUACACAUGAACAAUUCUAUCCUGCCAAUGCUAAUUAAAUCUAAAUUAAUUAACCAGUUCUAACCUAAUCCGUAUGAACAACAAGACAUUGAGUAAAAACAGAGCUACCUGUGCACUUUUAUUGAAACAAACCACUUGUAUAGAAUACAAAAAAUGAGUCCAAACUAUAUACAGUAUAUAUAUAUAUAUAUAUAUA
Nerophis lumbriciformis (worm pipefish) is the source of this 1730-nucleotide messenger RNA. Its product is annotated as RIMS-binding protein 2. Gene Ontology annotation, molecular function: protein binding. The record is from RefSeq and is a predicted model, not a curated record. Lineage: Eukaryota; Metazoa; Chordata; Actinopteri; Syngnathiformes; Syngnathidae. Gene Ontology annotation, biological process: neuromuscular synaptic transmission.